AUGAAAGACGCACCUAGUGCGCUCCUUUCGCCUUACAAGAUUUCUCGCGAGCGCGAGAUAGAUUUGGACGAGGAGCCGGCGGCCAAACGCACGAAGGUUAAACACGAGAACAGUACUAUAGAUUUAAAGCUGUUCGAGUUCCCUACCCCCUCCGCCGAGACUUCGGGACCCGUUGCCGCACCCAGGAAGUCCACUGUCAGCAAAAUAUAG
Molecule: messenger RNA, 210 nt
Organism: Penicillium macrosclerotiorum
Lineage: Eukaryota; Fungi; Ascomycota; Eurotiomycetes; Eurotiales; Aspergillaceae
Exons: 1
Coding region: 1-210 (69 amino acids)
Source: RefSeq, a predicted model, not a curated record